AUGUUCUCAAGCACUAAGAUGGGGAAAACGAAGGAAGCUAAUGAUUCGAAACGAAAAAGAAAACGUGUUGCAGUGGAAUCAAGCAGCGACGAUGAUGAGAGUGAACAAGACUUAGAGGAGGAAUUGAAGUCACUCGCUAAACGUUCGAGACCAGCGAACGAUAGUAACGCCAAGCCACAGCGAUCAGGAGAUUCAGACAGUGACUUGGACUCAUCGGAGGGAAGUGAUGAUGAGUGGACAAUGGAUUCUGAGAAUAGUAAAGGAAAGGCUGCAAAGGCUAAGGACAAGAAAAAAGCCAAAAAAGCUUCAUCAUCGGGUUCUUCAUCAGAAGAAAGUGGUGAAACAUCCUCUGGUGAGUCAUCGUCAUCAUCAUCAUCCUCAGAGGAUGAAGAGGAAGAGCAGUAUCAUGAUGAUUGGGAUGACAACCUAAUGGGAGAUGAAGCAGAUAGGGCAAGACUUGAAAAGAUGACAGAGAAAGAGCGAGAGCAGGAGAUUUUCAACCGUGUUGAGAAAAGAGAAGCUCUUAAGACUCGAUUUGAAAUUGAAAGAAAACUCCGUCUUGCUAAAAGAAAGGAGAAGAAGAAGAAACGAGAGAAGGAAAAAGCAAAUCUUGAGAAGGAAGGAAUAGCUUUGCGGAAAAAAGAGCGAAAGAGACACAUUGAAGAGAAGAAAGCAAAAGCUUUGGAUGAUCUAAAGGCAAAGAGAUCUGAGAAGAAAGAGAAGAAAGUUGCAGAAUCUCUAGCGGACCAAAAAGCACCACAGUUUAAGACUAGUGAUGUGUUUACUGACGAUGAAGAUGACGAUGAGCAGGAGGAAAGCAAGUCAAGUUCGGGGGAAGGAUCAUACCAAGAAUCUGAUGAAGAGCAAGGCGAGGCACAACCUCAAAGGGUGUCAGCUUUGGGAGAUCUGGAGAGGAUAAGAAUAUCACGGCACAAGCUUGAAAGAUGGGUACACAUGCCCUUCUUUGGCAAGAUAGUGAUUGGCUGUUAUGUCCGCGUUGGUAUCGGAAAUCAUGAUGCAAGACCUGUUUAUAGGGUAGCAGAGAUAAGAGAUGUGGUGGAAACAGCCAAGAUAUACUCUUUGGGAAGUACAAAAACAAAUAAAGGAUUGAAGUUGAAACAUGGCAACCAGGAAAGGGUGUUUAGAUUAGAGUUUGUGUCAAAUCAGAGAUUCACAGAAACGGAAUUUGCCAGGUGGAAAGAAGAGUGUGAAUCUCAUGACAUUCCUUUACCAACACUUGAGGAGGUGGACACCAAAGCUAAACAAUUCAAUGAAGCACAGCAUUACAUGUAUAAUGAAGAGGAUAUUGACAAGAUUGUUGCAGAGAAACAGAAAUUCAGGAAAACACCCUUUAAUUAUGCUCAGAAGAAGAAUCAUUUAAUGCGAUCAAAGGAAAUAGCAGAACAGAAGGGGAACUUGGAAGAAGCAGAAAAAUUGCGUGGUGAAUUGGAUGACUUGGAAGAGAAAGCACAACAACUUGACAAAGUGCGGUCUAAAAACCUUAGUGCUAUCAGUUAUAUCAAUGAAAGAAACAGAAAGAGGAAUAUUGUGGAGGCUGAAAAAGCUGCAGCUGAAGAAAUGAAUGUGGAACAAAAAGCUGAUCCAUUCACAAGACGGAAAACCCUUCCUCAACUUGUGUCUAUGGCUAAUAGAACCAUUCCAAGUUCUGUUACACAAGCACAAAAUGGAGCGAAUACUGAAGGGGCAGCUUCUUCUUCGAUGCCCCAAUCCACCAGCACUGAUGGAGCUUCAUCAUCAAGCCAACCAACUGAAACAGCUGAUGUGUCAGAUAUAGAAAGACUUUCACAAAUGCCAUUGGCUGGAGCAGCACCUCAUCCUCCUGAGGGGAAACCUUCUCAGUCAGAGGAUCUGUUUUCGGCACACAACUUCGACAUCACAAUCAAUCUCGACAUUCCUGCCCCUGGAACAGAGUCUCGUCCAGUGGUAGUAACUCCAAGACCUGCCAACACCGAAAGGGAUGGAGCACCUAGGAGAUCACUAAACCUUGAAGACUACAAGAAGCGAAGAGGACUGAUAUGAACUUUGAGGAUGACUGGCUGAACUAGCUGUUAAAUUGCAACUGACCUUGAAUUUUUUUUUACUAGUUGGAUUUGUAGUACAGAAGGAAGUGUUUGGACAGUGCAUGUUUCAUUGCAGGAAAGAUAAUGGUGCUUCAGGGCCUGUUUUUGUUGAAGAAAAGGAGAGGAGGAAUUUUGGUUUGACUAUUCAUUUUCCUCCAUUUGAGCCAAGGAGUUAAGCUCAUCUGUUUCUGUCAACAAAUUCACUCAAAUCAGCACAUUGCAUUAAUUAUGAAAGAUAUGAAAAACCUGGAAAAUGUACAAAAAAAACAUCAAAUCAGACACUGCACAAGAAAACAUGCAACAACUGCUGUCUAAUACUGAAACUUGCAUGGAAGAAUAGUCAAAUGGCUCUUUGAAAGAAGCAAAAAGUGUUUGUGGACUUUUUUUGUAGAAUCUUUUUAAAAAAAAAAUGAUAGAUCCUAGGAGAGAAAAAGGGAAAUUAUAAAUAGCACCUUUGUCACUGACAGUAACUUUGAAUUUUAUGCCUUUAUAUGUUUAUCAGUACUUUGAAGUGAUAAAGUUUCUUAAGUUUUAGAGAGCUCUGAAAAGGAAUUGACAACCCAUGACUACAGCCCAUAGAAGUUACUGAUUGCUUUGUGUUCUUUGUUAUUUUUACCAUCUUUUGGCCUCAGUUAUGACAGUGGACUAUUUUACUUGUUGACAAAAUUUACAUGGGCAGUAGUUGGCCUCAGGGCAAAUUGUGAUCUGUUGAACCAACAGUUGGUUUUGUUUCUCCUCAGUUUCUCUCAGUUAUCUCUUUCACUCUGUCUGUAAUUUCAAAAAGAGAAUCUUAUUCUUUGGAAAGCGAAACAAAUCUUUGUGAUAAUUGUAAGAGUCAGACUGAGCCUCUACCAACACAAGAUCAUGUGCAAAUGCAAGUUGAGUGUUUGUUUAAAACCUUUUUCACUGCAUGUCAGUUACUCUGAGUAGAAGAAUCACUCCUUGGAUGUUGUUUCAAGACAAAUUGGAGAUAAGCACACCAUUAACCGCCAACCACAAGCACUUUUCCCAUGCAAUGUUAAAAUUAGUUUGUAACAUUUACUAUUCUACAAAGUAAGGAUCAACAUGAUAUAGAGUAGAGAUAGUAGAAAUAAUGCUAUGAUAUGCACUCACAUAACGUGCAUUUACUUUCCUUUUUUUGUUGUUUUUUUGUUCUUAUUCAAGUCUACCAGUGGGAAACAGUGUUAAUUUUGCAAUCUUUAGUUGUUCUUGAAUGUUACGCUCCUUAUGCACAUUGCAGGAAAUGGUAUGAAAACACUGAUGUCAUUGUUAGAAAAGUGUUUUAUUCUAGGUUGGUGUGCUCCAGUUGGUCACAGGCUGCAAUUAGCCUUGUAGAAUUUUUAAGGUAGAAAUCUUUCAAAUAGAAGGAAAUCACAGUGAAUAUUUUUUUCAUGAGGCUUGAAAUUCUCAAAACUAACAUUGAGAAUCAAUAAGUUGACCUCGAUCCUACAUUUGUGCAUAAACAUAAUUUCAUGGGUUAAGUCUUCUCCCACUCCUUGAAAGUUUUGUUAGAUAUCUUUUGUAUUGGCAAAUGUUUUCUCUCCUGUUGUAAUUUUUGUAAAUAAUUAGUCUUGACUACUUGGAAUCAUGUUUGUGUAUUCAUCACCAGUGUGGGAAAAGUGUGAUUUUAGUCAAUCUUCAACUUUGUAUUAUAAUGUUUCAUUCUGAUGCAGUGACAUAAUUUUGUGUUUGUAGAAAUCUUUUUAAGUUCCAAAUGUUGCUCAUUAAAAUGCAAUUAGGGAAUGUA
Messenger RNA from Pocillopora verrucosa, 3828 nucleotides. Its product is annotated as RNA polymerase-associated protein RTF1 homolog. Gene Ontology annotation, molecular function: RNA polymerase II C-terminal domain phosphoserine binding; DNA binding. Gene Ontology annotation, cellular component: Cdc73/Paf1 complex. The record is from RefSeq and is a predicted model, not a curated record. NCBI's taxonomy places the organism in Eukaryota, Metazoa, Cnidaria, Anthozoa, Scleractinia, Pocilloporidae.